Messenger RNA from Penicillium arizonense, 537 nucleotides. RefSeq lists its product as uncharacterized. The transcript is spliced from 2 exons. Bases 1 to 537 code for a protein of 178 amino acids. NCBI's taxonomy places the organism in Eukaryota, Fungi, Ascomycota, Eurotiomycetes, Eurotiales, Aspergillaceae. The record is from RefSeq and is a predicted model, not a curated record.
AUGCUCAGGGAAGAAGCACAAAUGGAUAUGCGUUUCAGCAUCACGGUUGGUGUGGCUAACUGGGCGCUGCUUGCCGGCUAUCUAGUCAUUCCCGGCACGUUCACAUCACUGCAGACCUCGAGCCAGGUUGAAAAGACGUUGCAAACCAACAAGGCCGGUCGGACCGCUCUACAUAUGAUCCAGAACCCCCCGUUACUCGCUAUUGCGUGCUUCCUUUUUGUUAGUGGCACUGCAGCUCUCAUGUGGCUGAUGCACGUCCCAAAGCUCAGGGGAAACUACCCCUGGCUGAUUAACAAAGUGUUUGUUCCCCUAUGCCUGCAUGCUGUUGCCGGACUGCUGACCACUGUCAUCAACGUCUGUACGUCGCAAGGUGGGAAUUGGUCGGUAAUGGCUAUUAUAACAACUGCUGUUACUGGAGCAACUCUUCUGAUCUGCUCAGCACUUCUCGCGCUUUACAAAUUCUACAAAUUGGAGCGGAUCAGAAAGGAAGAUGAGGAUAUCCGACGUUCGCGAGCCUCGAUCACGUCUGAUACGUGA